Linum trigynum is the source of this 3324-nucleotide messenger RNA. Lineage: Eukaryota; Viridiplantae; Streptophyta; Magnoliopsida; Malpighiales; Linaceae. The record is from the annotation of a GenBank genome assembly.
AUGGGAGGCAAGUGUCCUAGCAGGAAGGUGAAGAAGAGAAGGUUCUCUCACAAGCAGGCUCGCCGCACCAAAUUCGAACUCAUGGGCGACGACGCGGUCUACGAUCAGUUGCAGAAGCCCGACGCCGUUAGGAAACCGAUGCCCUUCGACGAGGAUUUACCUGGCAUGGGACAGCACUACUGCUUGCACUGCGACCGAUUUUUCGCCAACGUGACUGUUAGAGACGAGCAUUUCAAGACCAAGAAGCAUAGGAGACGGGUGAAGAUGUUGAAUGGUCCUAAACCACACACUCAACUUGAUGCUGAGUUAGCAGGUGGUAGCAGCAGCUGCAGUCAAGCUGAAAGAGAAGCCCUUAUAAAUUUCAAAGUCGGUAUCCAAGACCCUUCAGGCCGGCUAUCUUCUUGGGAUGACAGCAACGGAGACUGUUGCAAAUGGCAUGGCGUUGAAUGUCGCAACACUACUGGUCAUGUCGUUGAGCUUCAUCUCGGAUGUCCUGGUUGUGGUGGGAAUUCUAUGAUCAAGGGCAAGAUAAGUCCUUCCUUACUUGGGUUGAGGCAUCUGAGAUAUUUAGACCUUUCAGGUAACGACUUUCAAGGGAUUCCGAUUCCAGGUUUUCUAGGCUCCAUGAGCAGUUUGAAUGCUCUUUUCCUUGGUGGAGCUGGAUUUGCCGGAACCAUCCCUCACCAACUUGGAAACCUCUCAAACUUGCAACAUCUUAGUCUGCGCGCUGGUCAUGGCUAUGUACUACAUGCUGAUACUUUGCAGUGGCUCCCUGGUCUUUCUUCGCUACGAUAUCUUAACUUGAGAGAGGUUGAUCUCAGCAAUGCUUCCGAUUGGCUCAGCAUGAUAAACACUCUCCCUUCUCUUUCUGAACUCUAUCUUUCGAGUUGUCGAAUAAGCCACAUUCCAUCACAUUUGAUGAAUGUCAACCUUUCAUCAUUGGCUGUUCUUGACCUGUAUGGCAAUAAAUUUGCUCCAACCUCGCUUCCCGUCUGGAUUUCUCAUCUCAAAGGCCUGACGUCUUUGGAUCUAAGGUUCAACAAUCUCGGAGGUCCAAUUCCUGAUGAGCUUCAGAACCUUACCUCCAUAAGAGCUCUUCAACUGUCUUUAAACGACUUCAAUGGUUCCAUACCAGACUGGCUGUUCAGUUUUCCCCACCUAGAGGACAUAGAUUUCUCUGGCAACAAUUUGGUUGGUAAAAUAUCAAGCUCAAUUGGGAACUUGACCUCUCUUGUCGACCUCGACUUGUCAACCAACUGGUACCUUGAAUUUGAAGGAGGGUUUCCAGCGUCAAUCAGAGGGCUUUGCCGAUUGAGCUCGCUCUCUCUAUCAGGUAUAACUGUAAAGCAUAGUUUAUCAGAUGUGCUUGAAAUCCUUGGUGGAGACUGCCCUUCAGAAACACUUCAGGUACUGACUCUUGGGAAUUGCCUGCUAUUUGGUCAGCUGACUGAUGACAUUGGCAAGUUGAAGAGACUAAACCGUCUGGUGCUCUCUAACAACUCCAUAAAUGGUCCCCUGCCAGCGUCAUUUGGGGGCAUGGCAUCCUUGGAGUACUUGAGAAUGGAAGGAAACAAUAUAAAUGGGACUCUUCCUGCGAGUUUUGGCCAACUAGCAGAGCUGAGAAAUGCUGACAUUUCUCAGAACUCAAUUGAGGGUGUUGUUUCCUCUGACAUUCACUUUGCCAAGCUCACCAAGUUGGCUAGUCUCCGCGCAGCUGAAAACAAGAUAGUGUUGGAAGCGAAACCAGGUUGGGUUCCUCCCAAGCAGCUUGAGAUACUGGACUUAAGUUCAUGGUAUGUUGGGCCUCACUUCCCCGUAUGGCUCCGAGAAUUCGAGCAUCUCAUGUCCCUUGAUCUCUCCAACUCUGGAAUUCUAGAACCCAUUCCUGAUUGGUUCUGGGGCAUGCGUUCUCAGUUCUUCUAUCUCAACAUGUCUCACAAUCAGAUCCCUGGGAGACUUCCAAAUUUCAUCUCAGUUCGUUACUUUGACUCAUUGUUUGAUUUGAGUUGGAACAGCUUGGAGGGUCCCUUGCCAGUUAUCUCUUCCAACAUGACUUUCUUGGACCUUUCCAACAAUUUGUUCUCCGGCAACUUGCUCAAGUUCUUGUGUUUCAAUCCAUCUCAGGCAAGGGAGACAGAGUUUCUGGACCUUCACGGCAACUUAUUGUCCGGAGAGAUACCCGAUUGCUGGAGGAGUUGGCAGAACUUGAAGGUCUUAAGAUUGGGCAGGAACAACUUAAAAGGGAAGAUCCCAGAGUCCAUUGGAAGCUUAAGCAACCUUCUGUCGCUGCACAUUCAGAACAGCAGCCUGAGUGGUGCAAUCCCUUCAUCCCUUGCCAACUGCUCAAACUUGGUCUCCCUCGACUUAGCUGACAAUGUGCUGGAAGGCAACAUUCCAGAUUGGAUUGGGGAGCGCUGGCUAUGGAAGCUGUCCAUCUUAAAUCUGCGCAGGAAUAAGUUCCAGGGAAAAUUUUCUGAGCAGCUUUGUUCUCUGCAAUACUUGCAGAUCCUGGACCUUUCACAUAACUUUCUGUCUGGGAACCUGCCACAGUGUGUGGGUAACCUCAGUGCCAUGUCUGGUUCUAGAAAUGACGAUAAUUAUGAUGAUGAUCAAGCAGUGAUUUACCUGUUCUUUGGCGGAGCCAAAUUGUUUUUGGAAUACCAAGUUCUGGUAGCACAAGGGCAGGUCAAGGCUUACAGCACCAUAUUGAACUAUGUCAGGAGUUUGGACCUUUCAUGGAACAACCUGUCAGGAGAAAUCCCAGAAGAGAUCACAAGGCUUGGGGAUCUGAAAUAUGUCAACUUAUCGCGUAAUUCAUUCUCGGGUGGGAUUCCAGGGGAUCUAGCUUCCAUGACAUCCUUAGAAUCACUGGACUUGUCUGGAAACCAGCUAUCUGGAGCAGUCCCUACAGGCUUGGCGAGCCUGACUUUCCUGAACCACUUGAACUUGUCGUACAACAGCUUGAGCGGGCGAAUUCCUUCGAGCACUCAACUGCAGAGCUUUGAUGCGUCCAGCUUCAUGGGCAACAAGGGACUCUGCGGCCUUCCACUGAGUGCAAACUGCAGCAGCAGAAACAACUCUGUGACGGCGGGUUCUUCUUGUGAAGAGAAUGAAGACUACUGUGAUGAUAUGGAGUGGUACGGCAUCAGCAUUGUGCUUGGCUUUCUUGUUGGAUUUUGGGGCGUAGUUGUACCAAUUGUUGUUAACACAAGAUGGAGAAGCUUGUAUUUUGGUUUCUUGGAUCGCAUGGGGAGCAAGAUCAGGACCUUGUUCAUGGCUGGCGCUGGUGGAGCCUUUCAUGGAGCAAGAGAUGAUUCCUGGUGA